AUGGUUUACAAUAAGCGCAAGGAACCCCCCGGCGAUCACCUCCAAAGGCUCAAACGUCAACGACACCAUGCAGCAGUGGCAAUCAUGCAAGCCGGAAGUUCAACUCGUGCCCCAGCACAAUUCCAUCCAGCGCUAGCACCCAUACCUGGGGUUAACUCACCACUCGGCACUCUCGGUCGCCUUCCUCCAGAGCUUCGCCUCUUCGUCUACGAGCACGCUGUCUCCAACGGCACCGCCCCAGCCCUCAUGUCCACCAGCCGUGCCAUCAAAGAGGAAUUUGAGCCUCGCCUCUAUGACACCCUCGACCUGCACCUCUACCCAGGCAUCGCCGGACCCUGGUACAAGGUGACUUUCCGCGGCCUCCAAGACGCCCACCGCUACGUCCUGGAUGAAGACCACGUCUACGAAUCUAAAGGUGGACUGCGCUGCAUACCCUUCCACAAGAUGAAAAAGACCCGGCUAAUCGUCCACGCGCCCGAGUUUGACCCAAACCCCAGAGCAAGAAACGAGGUCCAACUGCUUUCUCUCAUGCUCAAGUUCGAUGUGUUCAUUCAGGCCCUACUGGAUUGCCACUCAAAAAAGCUUCACCUCAUCAAGUCAAAGAUUGAGUUGGAUCUGCGCCCUUUUAAGGGUAAUACCUGGAAAACAAGCCAAGUAGCCCUUCUCGGCGAGACCAUGGCCGCUUUCUGCCGGAACCCCUUCCCUGCGUUUCCAUUUCUUCGCUCCCCAGUUACGCCUAUUUGGACUACAGAUUUCUUCCAUAUCUUUCUAGCGCGCUUACACAAAAACCCCGAGUUCAAGUAUGUUGUCUCCGACGGCUCGUCGCACAAGCUCGCGGACCUCGUGCUAGCUUUGCAGGUCUGGUACAAUAUUUGCUUGGACCACGGAAAAGGGGACAUGGUCGACGCGCUUAAGACGAGGAGGCUGAGGAUGAACAUGCUGAAGCACUUCCUUCGCCCAAGGUGCGCGACGUGGGUAAAUCCGUGGUCUGUGACUGGUGCUCAUUAUCCAGAGGCACAGUUGCCGGAGGUUAUGAGGAAGUUGUUGAAGCCGCACGAGUUUGAGGAUGAAUAUCAGGAUAUUUGA
This is a messenger RNA of Aspergillus mulundensis, 1086 nucleotides long. RefSeq lists its product as uncharacterized. Lineage: Eukaryota; Fungi; Ascomycota; Eurotiomycetes; Eurotiales; Aspergillaceae. The coding region runs from base 1 to 1086 and encodes 361 amino acids. The transcript has a single exon. The record is from RefSeq and is a predicted model, not a curated record.